Molecule: messenger RNA, 1269 nt
Organism: Chilo suppressalis (striped riceborer)
Lineage: Eukaryota; Metazoa; Arthropoda; Insecta; Lepidoptera; Crambidae
Source: the annotation of a GenBank genome assembly
AUGAAAAAUGGCCUCCGUAGUGUGUGUAUCACCAGCAGGGUUGGAUUUAGGUUUGCUUGGAAGAUGGUGAAGGAAACAACAUACUAUGAUAUACUUGGUGUCAAAACCAGCUGCACCAAUGAUGAACUUAAAAAAGCAUACAGGAAACUAGCACUCAAAUAUCAUCCUGACAAAAAUCCAAAUGAAGGUGAAAGAUUCAAACAGAUCUCGCAAGCUUAUGAAGUAUUAUCUAACCCAGACAAAAGAAGAAUAUAUGACCAAGGAGGUGAACAAGCUUUGAAGGAAGGCGGCGGUGCUGGUGGAUUCUCUUCACCCAUGGACUUAUUUGACAUGUUCUUUGGCGGUGGCUUCAGUGGUGGCCGUAGACGUGGCAGGGAACGUAGGGGCAAAGAUGUUAUUCACCAAUUAUCUGUUACUCUAGAGGAAUUAUAUAGAGGCGCAGUGCGAAAAUUGGCUUUACAAAAGAAUGUUAUUUGUGACAAAUGUGAAGGUCGAGGUGGGAAAAAGGGUGCUGUACAAACAUGCCCUACUUGCCGAGGUACUGGAAUGCAAGUUCAGAUCCAGCAGCUUGCUCCUGGUAUGAUCCAACAGAUUCAGACUGUCUGCAGUGAAUGCCGAGGGCAACGUGAGAUCAUUGACCCGAAGGACCGUUGCAAAAUUUGCCAAGGUCGUAAGACAGUCCGCGAUCGUAAAAUUUUAGAAGUUCAUGUUGACAAAGGUAUGUCUGAUGGACAAAAAAUUACAUUUAGCGGUGAAGGCGAUCAAGAACCUGAGCUAGAACCUGGUGAUCUGAUUAUUGUUCUCGAUGAGAAGGAGCAUGAUGUAUUCAAACGGUCUGGUAAUGAUCUCGUUUUACGAUUAAAUAUUGAGCUAGUGGAAGCAUUGUGUGGAUUCCAAAAAGUUAUAAGGACUCUAGAUGACAGGGACAUUGUAAUAACAGUCUUACCUGGAGAAGUCACAAAGCAUGGUGAAGUGAAGUGUGUCUUGAAUGAAGGCAUGCCAAUGUACAAAAAUCCAUUUGAAAAAGGUCAACUCAUCAUUCAAUUCUUAGUUAAUUUCCCUAAUCGCAUUCCGCCUGAAGUCAUUCCUGCAUUGGAGAACUGUCUGCCAUCUCGCCCUAGGGUUGAAAUUCCCGAAUUGGCUGAAGAGUGCCUACUGAUGGAUUUGGACCCGGAGCAAGAGAACCGUCGCCGCCGCCCGCCCGGCCCCGCGUACGAGGAGGACGACGAGCACCCCGGCAUGAACCGCGUACAAUGCGCCACCGGUUAG